This is a messenger RNA of Leptopilina heterotoma, 2246 nucleotides long. RefSeq names its product peptidyl-alpha-hydroxyglycine alpha-amidating lyase 2-like. The record is from RefSeq and is a predicted model, not a curated record. The transcript is spliced from 6 exons. The coding region runs from base 423 to 2156 and encodes 577 amino acids. Gene Ontology annotation, cellular component: extracellular region. Gene Ontology annotation, molecular function: protein binding. Lineage: Eukaryota; Metazoa; Arthropoda; Insecta; Hymenoptera; Figitidae.
UCACGUUCACAAUGUCUGACACGUAGACACUUGUGCUCCGAAAAAAAUAAAAAAAAAACAAGUAAAAAAUUUAUAAAACAUUAUAACUGUCUCUCUGUGAAUCGUUAAUUAUGAAUUAAAAUUUAAUCCUUCGGUGAAAAAAAUAAUUUCUAAUUUCACAUUCAAGUGUAAUAAUUAAUAAACAUAUCGUUCGGAAAAAUUUAAUUUUUUCUCCAACACGGAAAUAUAGAAUAGAAAAUUUUUCAUUUUCAAAAAAUUAUUUCAUUUUUAAAAGAAGAAAAGUUUGGUUUCUUGGAUUUUGAAAAAGAAAAAUCUCGACAUAUAUUUUUAUUAAUAAUAUGAAUGAAAGUGUCAAUAUUGGGGAAAAUUGAGAGAGAAGAAAAGGAAAAGAAAUUUUUUUUGAUGAUUGUUUUUCAAAAAGCAUGAAGUACUCUGCCUAUACAAGUGUCUGUUCUUUUGUUAUUUUUUUUCUUAUUUUUGAAAUUCAGGCUUUUCGUGUGCCUGAUCAAUAUUUUAAGCGAGCUGUGAAUUUUUAUCGCGAUUCAAAAUAUAGAAAUGACGUUGAUAAUUAUCAGGAAAUGGAAAACGACAGGAUGUUGGAUCCAAUAUUCAACAUCCGAAAUUAUAAUUCCAUUUCAAGGAGAGCACCCCCAUUACCACUGGAGAGACUAGAUCCAAAAAUCCAUUGGAACGAAACUUGGGGAUCACAAUUGCAUUUGGGACAAGUUUCAGCAGUCUCAAUAGAUCCCAAUGGGAAUGUUGCGAUAUUUCAUCGAGGUUCACGCGUCUGGGAUGGCGGUUCGUUUAAUGGAAAAGAUGAAUUUGAUUUCAAUAAUAAUUGUGGACCAGUGAAAGAGCCGACAAUUAUUUUAUUGGAUAAAAAUGGCGAGGAAAUAUUUCACUGGGGUAGUGGAAUAUUUUACAUGCCACAUGGCUUGACAAUUGAUCAUUUGGGAAAUUAUUGGAUCACUGAUGUUGCAAUGCAUCAAGUAUUUAAAUUUGAUGCUGAGGAUAUUAUGAAAAUUAGAAGUUCAUCAAUUAAGGACACGAAUCAUCAACAUAGUAAUGAGGGAAAAUUGGAAAAAUGUGCCGAUUUUAAGAAUUCAUUUAAUAAUAGUAUUAUUAAGCCGAGUUUAAAAUUGGGUGUACCUUUUGAGCCAGGCAAUGAUAAUGAGAAAUUUUGCAAACCAACUUCCGUUGCUGUCAUGAAGAAUGGUGAUUUUUUUGUCGCCGAUGGCUAUUGUAAUUCGAGAGUUAUUAAGUUUAAUUCCAAGGGGGAGAGAAUAUUGACCUGGGGACGAAGUAAUCGAAUUUAUGAAGUGAAUUUAUCGCCAGACGCUUUUGCAGUGCCACACGCAUUAGCAUUGGCCGAAGAAUUUGGCUAUCUCUACGUGGCCGAUCGUGAGAAUGGAAGAAUUUUAUGUUUUCACGCAGCAAAUGGCUCGUUUCACAAAGAAUACAGUAGCGAUUUGAUUGGCGGUGCAAUUUACAGUGUCGCUUAUGCGCAAGAAAAAUUAUUCCUCGUCAAUGGACCCGAUUCAUUGGACACACCAAAUCGAGGAUUUAUUAUUGAUCUUAAGAGCGAUAAAGUUGUAUCGGAAUUCGCUCCAAAUGGACCAAUGGGCAGACCACAUGAUAUUGCAGUGACAAAUGAUGGUCUUGAGAUUUAUGUCGUUGAAUUGGAUACAAAUCGUGUUACAAGAUUUGAUCGAGGUAGAAAUAAUUCAUCAAUUCAACCAAUAAUUUCCGAUUUAAAAACAUCUGGGACAUCAGUUCCUGAUUUUAAAUCGGCACUUUUAACUGAUAUUGAUAUUAAUAAGACAUCUGGAAAAUCAAGUUCCUUAGCAUUUUCUCUCAUCGUAUCUAUAACUGUUCUUAUUGUAAUCUGCUUAUUAUUGGCAGUCAUUGUGUCGAGGUGGAAAAAAAGAGGAUGUUUAUUAACGUCUCGCAGAAGAACAAUAUGGGAGAGCGAGAGAAAAGAUAAUUUUAAGCUCACAAGCCUACUGGAUAAUAGAGCGGGAAGGAAAUUUAAAUUUUUUGAGAAAAGACCAAAUACACGUGAUUUCAGUAAAUUAAACACGGAACCAGAAACAUCGGAGGACGAACAUUCGGAAGAUAAGCUGGUCACGUUUUACGUCAACGAUAAAGUCAUUUAAUUUUUUUUUUUUUUUGUUUUUCUUUUCAAAGUCGAAAGCAAAAAGAAAAUAAUUUCUUUGUUUUUUGUUUUUGAAAGAAAUCUACUGAUU